AUGGGUUCAGGACUUCCGAUUUUUGUGCUAAUCUCCUGCCUUCAGAUUUUAGUUAUAGCCGCAGUGACAGACCCUAAUGACUCCAACUUCCUCAAAGUUCACCUCAGCCUGCAUCACUUCGUUUCUUGUCAAGGAUUUGUUUUCUUUGUGUUUAAACCAUGGCAACUGUUGUGUCGAUCUGAUGCAGCUUCUGCUCUAAAUGCUCUCAAGAGUUACUGGAAGAACACUCCGCCUAAUUGGAUUGGCUUCGAUCCUUGUGGGAGUGAGUGGGAAGGGAUAGAGUGCACCGAUUCACGUAUCACAUCCAUAGUACUAGCAGGCAUGGGAUUGUCCGGCACGUUGACCUCAGACAUUGGGAAUUUUCCAGAGCUGCGAAGUUUGGAUUUGUCUCAAAACGAGGGUUUGACAGGAGUUCUCCCACCAGCAAUAGUAAAUCUGAAGAAGCUUGAAAAUCUAUUCCUUGUUGAUUGCAAUUUCAACGGUCCGAUUCCUGAAGGGAUAGGAUCUCUAACGCAGCUGGCCUCAUUAUCUCUUGCUUCUAACAACUUCAAUGGACCAAUACCACCUUCCAUCGGCAAUAUGUCUAAUCUUUUUCUGCUGGAUCUAACAGACAAUAAGCUCAACGGGACAAUUCCAGUAUCGGAUGGGACUUCCCCUGGUUUAGAUUUGCUACUAAAUGCAAGGCACUUUCAUCUGGGAAAAAAUCAGUUCCGGGGCAGCAUUCCACCUAACCUUUUCAGCUCAAAUAUGACACUCAUACAUGUGCUGUUAGACAGCAACCAGCUUAGUGGCAGCAUUCCUUCUACACUGGAACUAGUACAAACCUUGGAGGUGAUACGUCUAGAUAGGAAUUCAUUAACUGGGCCCAUCCUUUGGAACUUCACCAAUCUCCCAAGUCUUUCCCAGCUGUACUUGUCUAACAAUAAAUUUUCUGGAAAGAUGCCUGACCUCAGUCGCAUGAACCUCCUCACCUAUUUGGACUUGAGCAACAAUAGUUUUGACGCAUCACUAAUCCCACCGUGGUUUUCAAGCCUACAAUCCAUGACAUCAUUAAUAAUGGAGCGCACACAAAUUCAAGGACCGAUAAAUGCCACCCUCUUUAGCUCUGCCCAAUUACAGUCUAUAGUACUAAGUAACAACCAGCUUAACGGUACCUUGGAUUUAGGCACCAACUAUGGUAGCCAACUGCAACUCAUCGAUUUGCAGAACAAUUCCAUUGCUGAGUUUUCACUAGGAACUGGAUACAAUAAAGAAUUAUUGCUUCAUGGCAAUCCAUUUUGUCAGAAGAUGCAAUCAUCAGAAUACUGCAAAGUUCCCCAACAGCCAAAUUCUUCAUAUUCUACACCAACAGAAAAUUGUGUGGCUAGUUCUUGCAAUGCACAACUAAGUCUCAGUCCAAACUGUAAAUGUGCAAAUCCAAUAACAGGAAUUCUACACUUCAGAUCAUUUUCGUUCUCAGACUUUCAAAAUGGAAGCUAUUAUAUUCCUCUUCAGGCUUCAGUGAUGGAAUCUUUCAAGUCCGAUCACUUUCCCGUGGAUUCAAUUUCUCUAAGUGUUCCAUUGAAGGAUGUUGAUGAUUACCUUGAAGUAAGGCUGGAUGUUUUUCCAUCUGGCGAUUACCGCUUUAACCGAACAGUAUUUUCUGCUAUUACAUCUCAGCUCAACAAUAUAACUUUUGUCAAACUCCCAGAUGCUUUUGGACCAUUCUUUUUCACUCUUAAUGCUGGCAACUACUUUUCAGGUUCAAAAAAGUCAUCAAAUACUGGGAUCAUCGUCGGAGCAGCAGUCGGUGGUUCUGUACUUAUGUUGCUUUUACUUAUGGCUGGUGUUUAUGCUUUCCAUCAAAGGAAAAAAGCAGAUCAAGCUACUCAACUAAUGAAUCCUUUUGCAUCAUGGGACCAAAAUAAAAGCAAUGGCGCCGCUCCUCAGAUAAAAGGAGUGAUAAGUUUCUCUUUCGAGGAGGUUAAAAAAUGCACCAACAAUUUUUCAGAUGACAAUGCCCUUGGAUCUGGGGGAUAUGGGAAGGUUUAUAAAGGAACUCUUCCCACUGGUGUGCUAGUUGCCAUUAAAAGAGCUAAACAAGGAUCAUUGCAGGUUGCUGAUUUUGGCCUAUCAAAACCUUUGGACAAUGCUCAAGGUCACGUUUCUACUGGAGUCAAAGGGACAAUGGGCUACAUGGAUCCUGAAUAUUUCAUGUCCGGACAGUUGACUGAGAAAAGUGAUGUUUAUAGCUUUGGAGUAGUAAUGCUGGAGUUAGUUACUGGUCGAAAACCAAUAGAACACGGAAGCUAUAUUGUGAGAGAUGUGAAGACAGCAAUGGCUAACCAGAAGACAAAAGAUUCGUGCAACGUAGAUGAUAUCCUUGAUCCCACUCUUCGUCCGAGCACACCACUGAAAGGUUUAGAAAAGUUUAUUGAUCUGGCAAUUGAGUGUGUCGAAGAAUUGGCAGCCAAUAGGCCUUCAAUGAAUGAGGUGGUUAAAGAGCUUGAGAACAUCCAGCAGCUGGCUGGUUUCAAUGGCACUGUUGAAAUGGUAUCCACUUCAGCAACUUACAGCGAGACAACAGAAGGCAGCUUUUACCACCCUUAUACCAAAAAGGCCUUUGAGUACAGUGGAAGCUUUCCACAUUCUGAGAUAGAGCUUCAGAAAUAA
Molecule: messenger RNA, 2652 nt
Organism: Dovyalis caffra
Lineage: Eukaryota; Viridiplantae; Streptophyta; Magnoliopsida; Malpighiales; Salicaceae
Source: the annotation of a GenBank genome assembly